CAGUUUGCUUUACCGUCUAUUUUAUUCUCAGUGUGAAUGAGUUUGCGGCUUCACGGGAGCGCUGUAAUGUGAAAAGCCGCAUUUGCACUAUUAGUAUCCCAACACUGGAAGGAAAAACACGAGGGCCGUUUUAAUUCUCCUCACAGCUCUAGUCUUAUCCCGAGAGUGGAUUAACACAUUUAAGCGCUACAACCAUGUCCAGGCCAGCGGGGGGCAGUAUUAAUGAUGUCGCCUGCUUCCUGUCUACGGGGGCGGGGCCUGGGUCACCAACCUCAGUGUUCUCCGCCUCCAGCCAAGCUGAUUGGGCGGCUAAGAGACUUGUAUGGGUGCCUUCAGAGAAACAUGGGUUUGAGUCUGCCAGCAUUCGCGAGGAGCGGGGCGAUGAGGUGGAGGUGGAGCUUACAGACAGUGGGCGGAAACUAACACUUCUGAGGGAGGAGCUUCAGCGGAUGAACCCUCCCCGAUUCAGUAAAGUUGAAGACAUGGCCGAUCUCACAUGCCUCAAUGAAGCCUCCGUCUUACACAACCUACGAGAGAGAUACUAUUCAGGACUUAUAUAUACAUACUCUGGCCUGUUUUGCGUGGUGAUCAACCCCUAUAAGAACCUGCCCAUCUACACAGAAUCCAUUAUAGAGAUGUACCGUGGCAAGAAACGACAUGAGAUGCCUCCUCAUAUCUAUGCCAUAUCGGAGGCGGCGUACAGGAGCAUGCUGCAAGACCGAGAAGAUCAGUCUAUCCUCUGCACAGGGGAAUCCGGUGCAGGAAAAACAGAAAACACCAAAAAAGUGAUUCAGUAUUUGGCACAUGUGGCAUCUUCACACAAGUCUGGUACUCUGGGGCGACCCAAAGACACUGUUGUACAGAUGGAUGGUACUCGCUCUCUGGGUCGUGGCAGUAGCGCUGUGAACAGGACCGUGCAGUAUGGGGAGCUGGAAAGACAGUUACUGCAAGCAAACCCCAUUCUUGAGGCCUUCGGCAACGCCAAGACUGUCAAAAACGAUAACUCUUCCAGAUUUGGCAAAUUCAUCAGAAUCAAUUUUGAUGUUGCUGGAUAUAUUGUUGGUGCUAAUAUUGAGACUUAUCUGCUAGAGAAGUCUCGAGCCAUUCGUCAGGCUAAAGAUGAGCGAACCUUCCAUAUCUUCUACCAGCUUCUCUCUGGUGCAACUGAGGCCAUGAGAAAGGAGCUUUUGCUGGGAGGUGCAGAUCAAUAUCGUUUCCUCUGUGGAGGUUCACUUCCUGUUCCGGGUCAAAGUGAUUCAGAAAACUUCACUCAGACAAUGGACUCGAUGACCAUCAUGGGCUUCACCCAGGAAGAAUCUACAUCCAUGCUAAAGGUGAUCUCUUCAGUGCUGCAGUUUGGGAACAUCACAUUUCACAAAGAGAAGAACACGGAUCAGGCCUCAAUGCCAGAUGACACCGCAGCACAGAAACUCUGCCACCUGCUGGGCAUCAGCGUGCUGGAGUUUAGCCGUGCCAUUCUCACUCCUCGCAUCAAAGUAGGCCGCGAAUAUGUCCAGAAGGCCCAGACCAAGCAGCAGGCUGAUUUUGCCGUGGAAGCUUUAGCAAAGGCCACAUAUGAGCGUCUGUUUCGCUGGCUUGUGCAUCGGAUCAAUAGAGCUCUAGACCGCAGACAACGUCAAGGAGCCUCGUUCAUCGGCAUUCUGGACAUUGCUGGAUUUGAGAUCUUCCAGCUGAACUCAUUCGAACAGUUGUGCAUCAACUACACUAAUGAGAAACUGCAGCAACUCUUUAAUCACACCAUGUUUGUGCUGGAGCAAGAAGAGUAUCAGCGAGAGGGCAUUGAGUGGAACUUUAUCGACUUUGGUCUGGAUCUUCAACCCUGUAUCGACCUCAUUGAAAGACCGGCUCAUCCUCCUGGUGUGUUGGCAUUGUUGGACGAGGAGUGUUGGUUUCCAAGAGCAACUGAUCGCUCAUUUGUGGACAAGCUGUCAGCUGAGCAGGGUUCACAUUCAAAGUUCAUGCGGCCCCGGCAGCUGAAAGAAGAGGCAGACUUCUCUAUUAUACACUAUGCUGGCAAGGUGGAUUAUAAAGCAAAAGAGUGGCUGGUGAAGAACAUGGAUCCCUUGAAUGAUAAUGUUGCAUCUCUCCUGCAUCAGUCAUCUGACCCCUUCAUCUCUGAGCUCUGGAGGGAGGAUAUUCAAACUCUUCCUCGCGUGUACUUUUUUGACUCUUAUGCCACACUGCAAACGAAUGGCUGUGACAGCAGUUGUGAUGUGAUGUUGGAGAGGAUUGUAGGUCUGGAUCAGGUGUCCUCAGGUGAGAACAGUGGACCGGUGAGUUUUGGGGCUGCUGGACUCAAGACGAAGAAGGGCAUGUUCCGCACAGUGGGCCAACUCUACAAGGAGUCCCUCACUAAACUGAUGGCCACCCUCCGCAACACCAAUCCUAACUUCCUGCGCUGCAUCAUUCCCAACCAUGAGAAAAGGGCUGGAAAGUUGAGUCCUCAUUUGGUUCUGGAUCAGCUAAGGUGUAACGGGGUGCUGGAGGGGAUCAGGAUCUGCAGGCAGGGCUUCCCGAACCGCAUCCCUUUCCAGGAGUUUAGGCAAAGGUAUGAGAUCCUGACUCCAAAUGCUAUUCCUCGAACCUUUAUGGAUGGCAAACAUGCAUCUGAGCUCAUGAUCAGUGCUUUAGAGUUGGACAAGAAUCUUUUUCGGGUGGGACAGAGUAAGGUGUUCUUCAGGGCUGGAGUUUUAGCUCAUCUGGAGGAAGAACGAGACUUGAAGAUCACUGACACCAUUAUCCGCUUCCAGAGCGCAGCUCGUGGAUACCUUGCUAGAAAGGCAUUCCAUAAGAAGCAGCAGCAGCUUAGUGCUCUGCGGGUGAUGCAGAGAAAUUGUGCUGCAUAUCUGAAGCUCAGAAACUGGCAGUGGUGGAGACUCUUCACCAAGGUGAAGCCCUUGUUGCAGGUGACCCGUCAGGAUGAAGAGAUUCAAGCUCGGGAAGCACAGCUUCAGAAAGCCAAAGACAAGCUGAGUAAACUAGAGCUUGACUUUACUGAACUGGACAAGAAAAACCAACAGCUGAUUGAGGAGAAGUCAGUCUUGACCGACCAGCUGCAGGCCGAGGCAGAGUUAUUCGCGGAAGCAGAGGAAAUGAGAGCACGGCUGGCCAAUCGCAAACAGGAGCUUGAAGAUGUGUUGGGGGAGCUUGAGAGCCGAUUGGAGGAGGAAGAAGAGAGGACUGUUCAGCUGACCAAUGAGAAGAAGAGGAUCCAGCAACAUGUGCAGGAUCUUGAAGAACAGCUAGAGGAGGAAGAAGGGACACGUCAGCGCCUCCAGCUGGAGAAAGUUACCCUGGAAAGCAAAGUGAAGAGUCUGGAAGCAGAGACCUUGACUUUGGCUGAGCAGAGGGACAGAUUAAGCAAGGAGAAGAAACAGCUGGAAGAAAGACUGAAUGAAGUGACAGAUCAGCUCACAGAGGAAGAGGAGAAGGUGAAGAGUCUCAACAAGCUGAAAAACAAGCAGGAAGCUGUCAUCGCUGAUAUAGAAGAGCGUCUGAAAAGGGAAGAGCAGGGUCGUCUGGAACAGGAGAAGUGGAAGCGGCGAAUGGAAGGAGAAGCAGUGGAGGCUCAAGAGCAGCUAUCUGACAUGAGCUUACUCGUCACUGAGCUGAGAGGAAGCCUGAGCCAGAGAGAAAAAGAGAUCACCACAUUACAGACAAGGCUGGAAGAAGAGGGGGCACGUCGGACAGAAGCUCAGAGAGCCCUGAGAGAGGCCAUGUCUCAGGUCUCUGAGCUCAAAGAGGAGGUGGAGAAUGAACGAGGGAUGAGGGAAAGAGCUGAAAAACAGAGAAGAGAUCUUGGAGAGGAGUUAGAAGCUUUGAGGACUGAGCUGGAAGAUACUUUGGACACUACUGCUGCUCAGCAAGAACUCAGGUCUCGUCGUGAGGCUGAGUUAGGAGAGCUUCAGAGAUGUUUAGAGGAAGAAACUCGUCGUCAUGAAGCCCAGCUGUCAGAGCUCCGCAUCAAACACACCGCUGCUAUAGACUCACUUCAGGAGCAACUCGACAACGCCAAAAGAUCCCGUCAGUCACUGGAGAAGGCAAAAGCUGUUCUGGAGGAGGAGCGCUUGAAUCUGAGUGCUGAACUGAAGACAUUACAAGGAGGGAAGAUGGAGAGCGAAAGGGGCAGAAAAAGAGCGGAAGGACAGUUGCAAGAACUCAACGCACGCCUCUCGCAGGCAGAGAGAGAAAGAGAAGAGCGAGAGGAACGUCUUGGUAAACUCCAGUCAGAGCUUGAGUCUCUGUCCAGCUCCCUCUCCUCAUCUGACUCCAAAUCUCACCGCCUUCAUAAAGAGGUCAGCAGCCUGGAGAGCCAACUGCAUGAUGUGCAGGAGCUACUACAGGAAGAGACACGGCAGAAGUUGGCACUUGGUUCACGUGUACGUGCUCUUGAGGAGGAGAAAGCUGGACUGAUGGAGAGAUUAGAGGAGGAGGAGGAGAAGACUAGGGAACUUACACGCCAGAUUCAGAACCAUACACAACAGCUGGCUGAUCUGAAGAGGCAGACAGAGGAGGUCAAUUCAGCAGUGGAGGCUGGGGAGGAGACCAGGAGAAAGAUGCAGAGAGAUUUGGAGAAUGCCGUACAGAGGGAGAAAUCCAAAGAAGAGGAGAAAGAGCGCAUAGAGAGACAGAAAGAACGGCUGAGAGAGGAGAUAGAGGACAUGACCAUCGCUCUGCAGAGAGAGAGACAGAACUGCACUGCUCUGGAGAAGAGACAGAAGAAAUUUGAUCAGUGUUUGGCCGAAGAGAAGGCAGUGAGUGCCCGGCUGCAGGAGGAACGUGACCGUGCUGAAGCAGAAAGUCGAGAGAAAGAGACGCGCUUCCUGUCUCUCUCUAGAGCAUUGCAGGAAGCAACAGAGCAGAGAGAUGAACUGGAAAGAACCAAUAAGCAGCUUCGCCUGGAGAUGGAGCAGCUAGUCAAUGCCCAAGAUGAUGUCGGCAAAAAUGUUCAUGAGCUGGAGCGUUCUCGGCGGGCUUUGGAAACAGAAGCACAGUCUUUAAAAGAACAAACGCAGGAGUUAGAAGAUGAGUUGGGAGAGGCAGAGAACGCUCGCCUCAGAUUGGAGGUCACACUUCAGGCUCUUAGAGCUCAGUUUGAAAGAGAGAUCAGCACUAAGGAGGAGAAAGGAGAAGAAAAGAGGAGGGCACUCAACAAGCAGGUACGAGAGCUUGAAACAAUGCUUGAGGAGGAGAAGACUCAAAGAGCUCAGGCUUUGACUGUUAAGAAACAACUGGAGACAGAGCUGCAGGAGGCAGAGGCUCAGGUGGAAGCAGCCAAUCGGGGCAGAGAGGAAGCAUUUCGCCAGAUGAAACGUCUCCAGACUCAGAUGAAGGAGCUUAUUCGUGAGCUUGACGAAACCAAGUUGGCUCGAGAUGAGAUUGUUGCCCAAUCAAAGGACAGCGAAAAGCGUCUGCAGACAUUGGAGGCAGAACUAUUGCAGCUGACAGAGGAUCUAUCUGUUUCUGAGAGGCAGAAGAGGCAAGCCCAGCAGGAAAGAGAUGAAAUGGCAGAUGAAAUCAUCAACAAUGCAACUGGAAAAUCUGCUCUAUUUGAUGAGAAGCGGCGCCUUGAAACUAGAAUCACUCAGAUGGAGGAAGAAUUAGAAGAGGCACAGAGUAAUGCUGAACUAUUAGCCGAGAGGCAGAGGAAGAGCACCCUACAGAUUGAAACACUUACAGUCCAGUUAUCUGGAGAGAGGACACUAGCGCAGAAGAGUGAAAGUGCACGAGAGACUCUGGAGAGGCAGAAUAAAGAGUUAAAGACUCGCCUUAGUGAGAUGGAAGGAGCUGUGAAGGGGAAACAUCGCCUCAGCGUCGCCGCCCUGGAGGCUAAGAUUGAAUCCAUGGAGGAACAAGUGGAGCAAGAAAGACAAGAGCGAGCCAUGGCCAAUAAGCUGGUGAGGAAAACAGAGAAGAAACUGAAAGAAGUUUUGAUGCAAGUGGAGGAUGAAAGAAGGCAUGCAGAUCAAUACAGAGAGCAGUUGGAUAAGUCUAUGGGGCGCCUCCGUCAACUGAAGAGGCAGCUAGAGGAGGUAGAAGAAGAGAACUCUCGCUCCAAUGCCCAGCGCAGGAAACUACAGCGAGAGCUGGAGGAAAUGAGCGACAGCAUGCAGAGCAUGAACCGCGAGCUCAACACUCUCCGCUCCCAACUCAGCAUCACAGAACGCCAGAAGUCAGAACAGAGAGCUCCGCUCCCUCUGUCCAUGCGUGCUGGUCGCAGAGCUCUAGUUGAUGACCUUUCUCAGGAGAACUCUGAUUCUGAAGAUCCAGGUGCUUCUCCCACACCGUCCAGCGGCCCACCGGGUACCCCCACACCCUCAGACAACGCCCUGGGCCCCCCUCCCCCGUACAGCCUUACAGAUGCUGAAUAAGAAGGGGCGAGAUGGACAAUUUUACUGGUUUAACUCGCAUAGCUUUUGCAAUCGUACCCAUAACAGAACAUCAGUGCAGUCACACAUAACUUGAAACUAGUUGAUGUGAUUUAUCGAUUUUAAAUGAACUGACAAAUUAGCAUGCAAGAUGGAGAAAGAUUAUUGUACUAUAGAAAUCAAGUAAGCAGUGAGUAAGGACUGCAGAAGUGAAAAUCACAUUUCCCAGCAUUCCUCGGGAAAUGAAGUACUGUAUAUCGAUGCAGUAUAUCAGGCUUGUUGUGGCAGAAUUGUGAUGGCCACCUCAAGCUCGAUUUCAAUCAAUUUAAAGCCAUGUGUUUAGGUGAAAUUUGCAUGUGGGUGGCAAUCAGAAGCCAUCCGGGUUUACACAGAUGAUCCACAAUCAGGCUAGAAUGUGUCAUCUGUGCUCGCACAAGCCAUCAAAUCCUCAAAGCACUGAGAAACUUUCUCUCACUCCUGAAACAAUAUCAUGCUUAAAGACAUUGAGAACUGAACAAGAAUAUCUCUUUGGUAUUUUAAAAUAUCAGUGUUUUAACAUUUUAGAGGUGGUAGUGUGACUUAAUACAUAGAAAAUAAUGCUUUUUGCUAAACGUGAUUUGGCAGAGAUGAUGUUUACGGAAGCCCAUUUUUCCCCUAGAGUAAUAGAAUAACAAAAGUAAUUGGGGAUUUAUAUCACAAAUUUGCGUUAUUAUAUCAUCAGUGUUGUGAUUUUACAACUCUCAGUUGUAAGAAACAAACUUUAUAUCUUUAUCGUUCUCAAUAUCGUGACUGUAUGUCACAAGUUUAUUUCAGUUGUGACUUUAAGUCUCACCAUUACAGCUUUUGCAGUAUUGUAACUUUACAUCUCAGAAUUUUAAUCAUGCUAAUUGCAACUUCACAAUUGCGACAGUCCCAAAAUUGUGAUUUUAUUACUUGAAAUGCAAGUUUGCUUUUUGCAAUUGUGACUUUAUUACUGAGGGUGUGACUUUAUAUCUCACAGUUGCAUAUUUCCUUUUCAAAAUUUUAAUAUUUACAUCUCGUAGAUAUAGACUUGUUUGUCUUAAAUGUGACUUUAGAACUCACAAUUGUGACUUUCUCAGUAACCUCAUUUUACAACUGCAAGUUUGUUUCUUGCAACUGUGACUUUAUAUCUCACUGUGUGAGUUUUUAUAUCGGAAUUACUCUUUCUCUAAAUGGUGAUUUUAACUCUUGCAAUUGGAUGUUUGUUUCUCGCAAUUGUGACUUUAUAACAUACAGUGUGACUAUAUCUCACAAUCACACCUUUCUAAGUGUAGUAAUUUGACACGUUCCAAUUUAAGGGUUUGUUCUUGCUAUUUGCGGCUCAGAGUGUGACUUUAUAUCUCACAGUUGUGACAUUCUCAAUAUUGUAAUUUUACAUCUUUGAAUCUCUUGCAGUAAUAGCUCUAACUUGUAGUGUAACUUUAUAUCUCAUCAUUGCCACCUUGCUUUUCAAUAUUGUGAUUUUCCAUCUAACAAAUAUAAGGAAGCAUUUACACUAGUGCAUUUUUGUUUUUAAAAUUGCAUUUUAGAUCCAGACUGGUGUUUUCAUUGCAAUUUUAAUCUCCAUCCAUGCUAUAUAUAUACAAAUAUAUAUAUUGCUGCUUGUUCAAACUACUUAUUUAAAAUGAUCUGAAACAAAACAGUUAUUUAGAUUAUUUGCAACAAUUAAAAGUGUUUUCACACUAGUUUUGGUCCGCACCCGGAUUAAUUUGACAUAAGAGUAUGGUACUUUUAGCUAGUGUGAACGCUGUUUUCUGAAUGUACGUACUUUUUUAACGGCUGAGUAGUAUGUUUAAAUUCAAAUACAGUUCCUACUGGGUAGUAGGCAGUUUCGGACCAAGUCAAUUUGAACACAAACCAGGCAAGGAGGAACAAUCGAACUUGGGUUCAGACCAGGCAGUGUGAAAGCGCUUUUAAUUGUUUUUUGUUGCUUAAAAUGUUAAAUCCACUUACAUUUAUCAAGUUAAUUUAGGGCGCUUUUACACCAGUGGAUCGAUUCUUUUGUUCCAAAACGGGGAUUAAAAUUGUUACAAUGUU
Messenger RNA from Danio rerio (zebrafish), 8447 nucleotides. Lineage: Eukaryota; Metazoa; Chordata; Actinopteri; Cypriniformes; Danionidae. The record is from RefSeq and is a predicted model, not a curated record.